Labeo rohita (rohu) is the source of this 4021-nucleotide messenger RNA. RefSeq names its product calcium binding and coiled-coil domain 1a (gene calcoco1a). The record is from RefSeq and is a predicted model, not a curated record. NCBI's taxonomy places the organism in Eukaryota, Metazoa, Chordata, Actinopteri, Cypriniformes, Cyprinidae. Bases 217 to 2181 code for a protein of 654 amino acids. The transcript is spliced from 15 exons.
CCAUAAUGCAGCGAGACCCUCCAAAGCACCCAUGCUUGUGUUUUUGUUAUUGUUGUGAGAGGUUCGUGGCACAGCUCAUCUCGGCGAGUGUGUCUUUGUAAAUUGCACUUGUCAUCAGCAUCAUAAAUGUUUUCUCCUAUAUGACCGAACAUCGUUUUCCAAGAGGACAUUGUUCUGAUUAUCUAAGCUAAUCGGGUGCAUCACUAUUCUGUUGCCAUGGAGAAGACAUGGGGGGUGGAGUUUCAGAAUGUCGGAAGCUGCUACUUUCCUCAGAGCAGAGUGGACUGCCACUACACCAUCAACCCUCAGCACACAUGGGCCAGUAACGACUGGGUUGGACUAUUUAAGGUUGGCUGGUCAUCAGUCAAGGACUACCAUACGUUUGUGUGGGCAGUAGCUCCAUCCAGCUACAAAGAGGGGACCUCUGUCAACUGCUGUGUUCAUUUCCAAGCUUCUUACCUACCAGGGCCUAGUGCCCAGCAGUACCAGUUUGUGUAUGUGGAUGGAAGGGGAGAGGUUUGUUCUUGCAGCACUGCCUUUACCUUCUCAGCCCCAAAGCCCCUAGAGGAGCUGGUGACUCUGGAGGAGGAGGGUCAAGGGGAGGAAGUGGGCAAGGACAUGCUGCUGGUCAUCCCCAGAGCCCAGCUACUGCAGAGUCGUCUGCAGGAGUGUUUGAAGGAGCGUGCUGAGCUGCUCCAGGCUCUGGAAGCAGCAGACCAGAACGUGGAGAGGGAGAAAUCCAGGAGAGAGAGAGACAGAAGCUCCUGGGAGCAGAGCCGCAAGGAGCUGGAAAGGAAGAUCGGCGACCUGAAGGAGGAAGUGAGAGAAUAUAGGGAAAAAGUGGAGGAGAUGAAGAAGAAGCAGAAGGAAGUCGAGGAUUUAGGUGAGGCCCUGACAGAGGAGAAGAGAGCCUUGCUGGCUCAAAAAGAAGCUAAUGAGCAGCGAAUCAGAGAGCUAGAGGAGGACAUUAAAGUACUGACCCAGAGAGGCCUGGAGAGAGAGACUGACCUAGAAAGGAUGAGGGAACGGGCCAAGAAAGCAGCAGCUCAAAAGAAGGAAGAUGAGGAUGAACACAAGAACCUGAAGUUAAAGAUGGAACAAACAGAGAAGGAGCUGCACAGUCUGUCAGCAGAGUUCCAGAGUCUGAGAAGCUCACUGGCCCAGAGAGAUACGCACGCCCUACAGCUCCGAGACACCAUCACCACCCUCACACACAAACUCAACAGCGCUCACAGGAAGGAGGCAGCCAAUGAAGUGGCUCUGAGUGAGCUCCGGAGUGUUCAAGAGCGUCUGAACGUGAGUGAGCGCUGUGUGGAGACUCUGAGGGGAGAGCUGAGAGACAUGGUCGCUCAGCGGGACACAGCACACGCCGAGCUCCAUCAGGCCCGUCUGCAGGCCGCACAGCUCACACUUCAGCUGGCAGAUGCUAGUCUGGCUCUGAGAGAGGGCAGAGCUAACUGGGCACAUGAGAAAGAGACCCUGCAGCAGAAUGCUGAGAUGGACAAAGUGCGCCUGGAACGCUUAAAUGAUGAGAUCCAGCAGAAGGAGGAGAUUUUGCAAGAGGCAAGGAUGGAGAGAGAGAAAGCAGUGGUGGAGCUGGGGCGAGAGAAAGACUGCAAUCGGGUUCAGCUAAGCGAAACUCGUCGUGAGCUACAGGAACUGAAGGCCAGUCUCAGGGUGGCUCAGAAAGAGAAGGAGCAGCUGCAGACAGAAAUACAGGAAGUGAUGGAGUACAGCCGUCAGCUGGAGAGAAGGCUGGAGGUGCUGAGCGAUUCUAAAUGGAGUGAGACGGCGCUGCUGCAGAGCAGUCGUGCAGAAAGCCCACUGCUGUCUGAUUCUGAGGACGAGAACCCAGAGGCCUUGCAGGACGCACAUUCUUCUGGGCCUCUGAACCACUACAGUCUGUGCGAGCAGCCCCAGGCCGACCUGUUGCUCCCGGCCACCCCGCCACCUUCCCCCAGACACCCCUCUGGCAUGAAUAUGGUGGUCAUCAGCCAACCUGCACCUCUCUCAUCUCCACAUCAGCCCAGUGCUCACACACACCCUCACAGCUCUGAGUCGGAAGAAGAGUAUGAGGCGGCUCUGUCAGGAGGCCACAGCUCUGGAGAGGAGACGGCUCUUCUCCUGCCUGACAACAGAGACACUACCCUCGGAGAUCUGGCAGAGAGCCCCUUGUGGUGAGAGGCGGAACUGCGGGAACUGAGGGCCGGCGCGGCGUGGACGGCUUUGCACCAGUGCAACACGUGUUAAGAGUUUUGUAUUUAGAAGCAUUUGCGCUUUAUAUCAUAUUGACAUGAGUAUUUAAAUAUGCAAUUUGCUUUACACUUUAUAUGCACUUAGAAUAUGCAUAAGCUAGACCUCUUUAUGUCGCACACGGUUUUACGGUAACUUGCACGCAUUUGUUAUUUUACACAUAUCAACUGACAAGCGGAAGUAAUGAGCAGAUCGAGGGAAAGGUUGUAGUCGUGUGUUUCUGUGUGUGUGUUAGGGUUGUUUUUUCAGUCUUUCAGUUUUCUUGUGUUCUGUCAUAAGACUUGUAUAACAAUUAUCAUUAAUCUGCAUCAGCAAUAAUGUAAAGCACAACAUCGUUGAGAUCCUUUCAGGUUUAAAUGUAAGAGUUAGUUUGGGUGCUCUUGAUUUUGUGGGUCUUUUUAGUUUCUUUGAAGAAAGAAUGUGUGAAAACUCACACAUUGAAUGAUGUGCAAUGGGAUACACCAGCGACUGAUCGUCCUAUUUAAAUGUAAGAGUAAAGAGUGGCACUUUAGAUUCUUUUCAGGACAUUUACUCUCAUCCUCAUGUAACAUUCAUAUGUGCAAGAUCUUCUUUGGAGGCUGGGGGAAUUGUGAAGUUUAAUUAGUCACUUUAAUUGAAUUCUUUAAAUUUAAUUCCUCUGAAUUUAUAUUUGGUGCUUUAUGCGUUGUAUUGAAACACUGUUUUACAUUAAUGAUGAAAUUAUUAUUUGUAUGCAGAAUGUACUAAGAAAGACAGUUUAACUGCUUAAUGUUCCUCUUGAGGUUGGAAAUACAUUAGAAAGUUUUUGCAGUACUGCAAGAAGGACUUUUAAUUUUACGGCAUGAAUUGAACUGCUUUAAAUUGUGCCUCACGAAAUUCAAGGAAUCUCAUGUUUAAUUCAAUUUAAUGUGUGAUGGCUUAAUGGUGCGUCACGUGGAUCAUGUGGAGAACAUUAUUUGGCCGUGUUUAAACUUUGCUGAAGCUCAUUACCUGAGGAAAAAUUCAUAAUUUCAAGACACCAUGAUUACAUUUUAAUAACAUUCACAGGGAGAGUAUUUUAAUGCAUAUAUUAAAAAGUAAAAUAAUAAAGGGGAAUAUUAUGAAAAGGUAUCAUAGAUUACAAAGUGCAAGUUUUUUCUUUUCUUUUUUUGAAAUGAUGUUUUGAAAUAUUUUCCUGUACUACCAGUAGUUUAUUUUGCUUGGUUGAUUUGUUCUUGCUGUUUACUGUAGGGUCAUGAUUAAAUAGCUCCUAUAUGUUAUUUGCCUUUUAUACAACAUGUCAUAAUCUAUAUUGACUUAAAAAGUGAUGUAACCAUUACACCUCACUGAAACAGGCUUUUGUGGUCACUCUGUAUCCAUCUGUCUACUGUAUUUGUAUUGUACGCUUGACCGGGUUUUACUUUGUUAGUUUUAAAGCUGUAUUCUAGAGCGUCGUCUUAGCAUCAGGAUGUCAGAAAUUGAAAGCGGUUGUCAUUUUCAUGAACCUGAAAGCUCAGUUUGGAAAAAAAAAAAAGAAGGAUUCCUGUUACCCACUAUACUAUAGCCAGAAACCUGUUUAUGACAGGAAAUAUGUUAAGAUUAGUCCCAAGUAAUGGUUGUAUGUUGUCUCGAGAUUCAAUAAUGUCUAAGAGAACGCAGGUCAUUUCAGGGCAAUACAAUCACAGAAUUGGAUUCAUUGUUUGCUUUUUUUGUGCAGUUAUUCCUUCUUUCACUUAUCUGAUUUGUUUUAGGUUAUGCGGUUUUGUUCAGGGUGUGGGAUGGGUUUCAUUAAUAAAAUAAUGUAAUGUUA